AAACUUGAAGCAAUUUCCCAUCCACCGUAGCCUAUAUAUAUAUAAUCAAUUCUCAAUUCUACUAUGUACUACUUCAAAACCCUACAUAACACAUUAUUCCCAACAACAUACAUACACCAUGGCUAGUAUCCUUUGGCACUUUGUUUUGCCCAUUUUUCUUGCCACCCUUUUCUCUCCAUACCCUACUUAUGGUGCCAAGCAAUCCAAAAUAAUUGGCAUGAAAAUGAAUGUGAUUGACCAGUGCUGGAGACGGGAUCCCCAAUGGAGGAGCCACCGCGCGCAACUCGCAAACUGCUCCAUUGGCUAUGCUGGCAAGAUGAUGAACAACAUUGGCAGUGACCUCAUCUAUUAUGAAGUUAUAGACCCUAGUGAUGACCCCAUAAACCCUAAGCAUGGUACCUUGCGAUAUGGAGCUUCUGUGAUUCAACAAAAAGCUUGGAUCACAUUUAAAAGAGACAUGAAAAUUACAUUGGCAAAACCCCUUCUCAUUAGUAGCUUUACCGCCAUUGAUGGCCGCGGCGCCAACGUCCACAUUGCUCAUAACGCAUGCUUUAUGAUCUUUAAGGCGAUGAACGUAAUAAUCCACAACAUUCGGAUCCAUGAUUGUAAAGCACAAGCUCCGGGAUUGGUGAUGGGUCCAAAUGGGAAGGUGCUUUCAUUAGGUCAAGUUGAUGGCGAUGCCAUUAGACUAGUCACUGCUUCGAAGAUUUGGAUUGAUCAUAAUACACUUCAAGAUUGUGAAGAUGGUCUUCUUGAUGUUACACGGGGUUCCACUGAUGUCACCGUCUCCAAUAACUGGUUCCGGAACCAAGAUAAGGUUAUGCUUCUUGGGCAUGAUGAUGGAUAUAUUAGAGACCAGAAUAUGAAAGUUACUGUUGUCUACAAUCAUUUUGGACCAAAUUGUAACCAGCGUAUGCCAAGGAUCCGUCAUGGAUAUGCACAUGUAGCAAACAAUCUUUACCAGGGAUGGAUGCAAUAUGCUAUUGGUGGAAGCAUGGGACCAAGUCUCAAAAGCCAAUCUAACCUCUUCAUAGCCCCUGAAUCUGGGAACAAGGAGGUGACAUGGAGAAAAGGCAAUAGCGAAAAUGGGAACAUGUGGGAAUUCCAUUCAGUAGGGGAUGCUUUUGAAAAUGGAGCUUCUUUCACGGUAACAAAAGGAGGACGUGUGCCAAAGCCAAAUUAUAGUGAGGAACAAUAUUUUAAGGUUCUUGAUGCUAAAUCUGUCAGAUUUUUGACAAGAUCCUCUGGCGUACUAUGAUGCACAAAAAACUCUAUAUCUUGAAUGAUUAUAUCCACAAUAAUUACAAGGGAUCCAUCAAUAUAAUCUUAAAGCCAAUACUAGGUUUAUUUUCUAGGUUUGGGUUCUCAAUUUUCUUUAUAAAUCGAGAACUAAUUUACAACCAAAUAAGUACCUUAUAAUUUGAAUGUAUUCAGGAAGCAAUGUACAUCAUAGAAGAAUGCAAAAUAUGGGACUAAACAUGUCAAAAUAGUCAAAGACAAUAGUCUAAUUAUUGUACCAUUUUGCCACUAAUCUGGCUUUGUGCCUUUUCACAUAA
Messenger RNA from Arachis duranensis, 1556 nucleotides. RefSeq names its product putative pectate lyase 14. The record is from RefSeq and is a predicted model, not a curated record. Bases 119 to 1258 code for a protein of 379 amino acids. NCBI's taxonomy places the organism in Eukaryota, Viridiplantae, Streptophyta, Magnoliopsida, Fabales, Fabaceae. The transcript has 4 exons. Gene Ontology annotation, molecular function: pectate lyase activity.